AUGUCCAAGACAGUGGUUGUGACCGGAGCUUCGAAGGGCAUUGGAAAAGCCAUUGUUGAAAAUCUGUUUAAAGCAGAUGAAAAUGUCAAAGUGAUUGGCAUCGCCCGGUCUCUGGACGAGCUGAAGGAGAUGCAGACACGAUUCGGUCCAAGGUUCGAAUACGUCUGUGCUGACGUUACAGACGAAACGGCACUCCGCGAGUUUUUUAUUCGCAAGGCACCCACUAUUGAUGUUGUGAUAGCUAAUGCGGGUGUCCUGUCACCUGUUCAGAGCGUGGCGGAUGCAAACGUCAGCCAAUGGAAACAGCUUUUCGAUGUGAACUUUUUCAGUGUGGUCUCUCUUGUAACGCAGCUAUUACCGAAGCUCAGAAGCUCUACCCAAGGCGACAUAAUAUUCGUUAGUUCUGGUGCUAGCGUCAAACCCUACUACGCAUGGGACGCCUACGGUGCAUCCAAAGCAGCCCUUAACCAUUUUGCCAUGUCGAUAGCGUCAGAAGAAUCCAACGUAAGGGCAGUUGCGGUGGCUCCUGGUGUUGUGGACACUCAAAUGCAAAGUGAUAUUCGUGACACUCUCGGGCCCGCGAACAUGACGCCCGAAUCGUUGAAAAGAUUCACAGAUCUGCACAAAACAGGCGAUCUUUUGAACCCCAAUGUCCCAGCAUCAGUCUAUGCCAAUCUCGCACUGAAAGGUAUACCCACAGGAAUAAAUGGGAAAUAUCUGCGCUAUAACGAUGCGCUACUGGCAGAUUUCAGUUGA
This is a messenger RNA of Lachancea sp. 'fantastica', 756 nucleotides long. Lineage: Eukaryota; Fungi; Ascomycota; Saccharomycetes; Saccharomycetales; Saccharomycetaceae. The record is from the annotation of a GenBank genome assembly.